Messenger RNA from Synchiropus splendidus (mandarinfish), 4142 nucleotides. It is a transcript of the gene pak4, whose product is annotated as p21 protein (Cdc42/Rac)-activated kinase 4. Lineage: Eukaryota; Metazoa; Chordata; Actinopteri; Syngnathiformes; Callionymidae. Gene Ontology annotation, biological process: intracellular signal transduction; regulation of MAPK cascade; protein phosphorylation. The record is from RefSeq and is a predicted model, not a curated record. Gene Ontology annotation, molecular function: protein serine/threonine kinase activity; ATP binding. The transcript has 11 exons. Bases 342 to 2303 code for a protein of 653 amino acids. Gene Ontology annotation, cellular component: cytoplasm.
CUCUCUCUCUCUCUCUCUCUUUCGGUGACGUCACGAUACUCGGCCGAGCUCCGCUGAAACCAUCGGAAUGCGACGCGAUGCUGGUUUAAAGCCCAACAAAACGGCCUCUCGAUGUCGGUGCUGGUGAGGUUUGCGCACCUGGAUCCGUGUUCGUGCUGAAGCUCCCUCUCGUCCAACCGGACUUUAACUUUGUUACGGAAACUAUUUUUUUUGCCCGCGGGAAGAGCGUGUGUGUUUUUCCUCUCUUGUCCGACCGCGGGAUCAGGUGGAUCAUGAGUUGCUGCGGGCUACAGCUCCACCUCCGGAUGACGGUCUGAUGCUUGGCUUCCUCAGGCGCCACCAUGUUCACCAAGAAGAAGAAGUCUCGCAUCCAGAUCUCGGCGCCGUCCAACUUUGAGCACCGUGUCCAUACAGACUUUGACGAGCAGGAGCAGAAGUUCGUCGGGCUGCCGCGACAAUGGCAGUCCCUCAUCGAAGACACGGCCAAGAGGCCCAAGCCCUUCAUCGACGUCACCGUCAUCACCACUGUGGAGCCCAGCAAGUCAAUUGUUCGAGGCAACAAAAUGGCCGUCGACGGCUCUCUGACGUGGCUGCUGGACGAGUUCGACACCAUGUCGGUGACCCGCUCCAAUUCGCUGCGGCGAGGAAGUCCUCCAGUCCAGCCUCGCAGAGACUCCUCUGGAGGCGGGGGUCAGGAGAACGGAGACCCGCACCACAGACACAUGUCAGACCGGCAGGACAGAUCACGACCGGACCAGCAGGGUGGAGGUGACCCCCGACACGGUCAGCACGCGGUCCGGCCCCCUCAGCGAGACGACUCGGGCCUGGUUCGACCACAGCAGCAGCCUCGCGGUCAAGAGCCCAGCAGGGUCCCCAGACCGGGCUCAGGUCCUCCAGUACCGCCCCCCAGAGACAGGGAGCACCGAGAGCGAAACCAGGACCAGGUGACCCGUCGGGACCAGCAGAGCGAUCAUCGACCAAAGUCCAGCUACAUCGGAAGAGAGGGCAGCCCUCAGUCCCCCAGAGACAAGCGUCCCCUCUCUGGGCCCAACAUUCGUACCCCAAACCUCCCUGUUACAGACGGGGUGGUCAAACCCACGCAGCAGUCCACGCGGCCAUUCAACACCUACCCCAGGACGGACAGUGAGGGCGGACGGAGCCCCACAGGACAGCCGGCUCGGCACCCGGAACCUUCCCCCAAAAAUGGCCCCUCUGCCGCCCCCCAGCGUGGGUCCUCCAAGCCGCCGGUCAGCCACCCACAUCCUCAUCACAAGUCCCACCCCACCUUAGCCCCCGAGUCCUCCCAGCAUCCGCACACGCCGCACCCCAACGUGCCUGCACCCAGACCCCCCGUGCCCUCGGGACCUCAGAUGUCCGGUGCUCCACCCCAGACCCGAUCUCCACAGCGGGAGCCGCAGCGAGUCUCUCAUGAGCAGUUCAGGGCUGCGCUGCAGAUGGUGGUGGACCCUGGCGACCCUCGGACCUACCUGGACCACUACAUCAAGAUCGGGGAGGGGUCCACGGGCAUCGUGUGCAUAGCCACGGUCAAGACCACCGGGAAGCUGGUGGCGGUGAAGAAGAUGGACUUGAGGAAGCAGCAGCGUAGAGAGCUUCUCUUUAAUGAGGUGGUCAUCAUGCGAGACUAUCACCACGAGAACGUCGUGGAGAUGUACAACAGCUACCUGGUGGGCGACGAGCUGUGGGUCGUCAUGGAGUUUCUGGAGGGCGGGGCUCUCACCGACAUCGUGACGCACACCAGGAUGAACGAGGAGCAGAUCGCCACGGUGUGUCUAUCGGUCCUGAAGGCGCUGUCGGUGCUGCACACCCAGGGAGUGAUUCACAGAGACAUCAAGAGCGACUCCAUCCUGCUCACUCACGACGGCCGGGUGAAGCUGUCCGACUUCGGCUUCUGCGCUCAGGUGUCCAAAGAGGUGCAAAGGAGGAAGUCUCUGGUGGGAACCCCCUACUGGAUGGCUCCGGAGCUCAUAUCAAGACUCCCCUAUGGACAAGAGGUGGACAUCUGGUCUCUGGGGAUCAUGGUCAUCGAGAUGGUGGACGGCGAGCCUCCGUACUUCAACGAAGCGCCGCUCAAAGCCAUGAAGAUGAUCCGAGACAAUCUGCCUCCCAAACUCAAGAACCUGCACAAGGUCUCCCCUCUGCUGAAAGGAUUCCUGGACCGGAUGUUGGUACGAGACCCGGCUCAGAGGGCCACUGCCAGCGAGCUCCUCAAGCACCCCUUCCUGACCAAAGCCGGCCCCCCCUCCUGCAUCGUCCCCUUAAUGCGGCAGAACAGAAUGAGAUGAGACAUCAGAACCGCUGACGGAUGGACUGGAAUACUCCUCCACACGGGGCAAAGGUCGCUGGACGAGUGUGCAGGAGUAUUCCACUGAACUGAGGGGGGCAGCAGCGAGACCGCUAAGUUUGUGUGAGAGUGUGUGUGAGUGAGUGAGUGUGUGAAGUGCUUCCUGGAUGAAACAGCCGACCCAUGUUGGAAGAAGACGGCAGACGAGUCAGAGCUGCUGUGCUUCUGUCGCUCCUCAGUGUGAAGGUGGGAUUUGCACACUAACUGUCCCGCCGAGGGUUUGGACUUCCUGCCUGGACGGUCUGAAGCUGGAACAUUUUUUUCACGACAAGCCCAACUUUACUACUGAGGGAAGAAACGUUUGACUCACCGCGGAGCCCCGCUUUUAUUGUGUCGCCUUAAACACUCAAGCUUCCUUUCGCAGGAGUCAAAGGUCAACACUGGAGUUUUAAUAACAUGGUUUUAUUUUUGAUGUGGUGUGAGGGCGGAGUGGAUGCUUGACCCCGGCGUGGUUUUAUUUUUGAGCUUUUUUAGUUCGGCUCAUGUUGAAAGACGCUGCACACAUGACUCGCGCUGUAUUUUUGAUCACACUACAGUUCACCCAGAGGGAGGGAGCACACCUGCCCCACGUCUGUGACGACUGACUCGCUCCUGUUCAGGCGGCUGUGGUUUUGGAGUCGUUCUCACAACCUGAGCUGCCUCUGACCACCUCAUCUGACGUCCCGCACGGGUUUCCAUGACUCAUGAGGUCCGUUGUGAUUGAAAAGCAGCCUCGUCCAUGGUGGACCUCAGGGCUGCACACUUUCUGAGUCACGCCCAAGAGGCUGUGACUCAUGACCCUUUAAUAACUAACUCCCAGGUGUGAGCGUGGACCAGUGUCGACAGUGGGGCUCAGUCGUUCUGCACAGACUCCACGUAGAUCUCUGACCACAUCCUCACCAGAGUCCUGUUCGCGGUCGUCAUCAAGUUAAUAGCUAACAGUUUUUAAUUUUUUUUUUUUUUUUGGAAAGUACCGAGGUCUCCUGGCAGACUGGCGGGGUCACAGGUCACUGCUCCGUUGUGCGGCUGGUUAUUCAUUGAUGCGCUCAGUUAAGCGUCAAGCCUUCUUUUGUGGCUGAGAGCUGAGGCACCAGAACCAGGACGGGAGAACCAUCAACACGAGUGGAAUGCGGCCUGGAGUUCAGCAUGAAGAGAUUCUAGAGGUCACAGUUUGAACUCUGGUGUUGGGACUUGUUACUGCAACGACACACCCUCCUCACCCUGUCCACACUGGCUGGGAAUUGAACCUGGUCGCUGCAACACUAACCACUUCACCCACUGUCUGUGAGUGACAGGUGAACUCUUAUUCUACUCUAGUUAGCUUGGAUUCUACUCCUGGCUAGCUGGGCCAAUCCUGAGACAAUGAAUGAGUAUUACAGUGACAAACUCAGGAGUCGCAACAGUCUGAUGGUUUUUCAGAAACAAAAGCUUGGUGUGCUCAAAACUUCCCAAAAAGAACUACACAACUGUCUGUCUUUCUUUGUUGUUGAUUUAUUUUGGUUUGUUUGUUGCUCUGCUAAAACACACUGUAACGUUCCUGUCGACGCAAAGGAAAAGUGAUUCCCACUAAAUGUCAACUAUUUUUGUGAACCUCAGUGCGAGUAAUUCCACGACACUAACGCGAGCUAUCACCUGAUAACGCGCUUCCAGCGGAGACCAGUAGUUGUCAGUAGCGAGCCGCGCCAGUGCCUUGUUAGCUUCUGGUGGUUUGUCAUUUCUGUCGUCGCAAAAAAAACACAACUGUUUCAGAACUGUGAGACGAAAACUGUUUCUGUGUUUUGUAUAAAAAAAAUAGACUUCA